CUCCCCCUCCCCCAACCCCUUCUCCCCUGAUUUAGAUUAAGAUUCCCCCUACCCCCGCUCUCCUGAGAUGGGCCAAAGCAACAACCAGCAAACAAACCCCAAACCCCCAAAGGCAGCACGGAAAACAUCUUGAAGAGGAGCGAAGGAAAUCGACGCGGCGUGUUGUGUUGUUUGUGUGUGUGUGCGUGUACAUACAACCUUCCCCGGCUUCAGCCUCCCCGGCCGACACCCCGCUCUGGGCGCAGGGAUGGCCGGCAGGGGGACUGCGGGGUACCAGAUAUGGUCAGUGGUGUAGGUUUUCGGUGCACUUACUCCAACCCGGAUCACUCAUGUAAUUAGAUCAGGCUGCCAUGGCAACAGGCAGUGUUCCUUGUCCAUUCAGGUCUUUACCUCACAAAAACUACAAGCACCAAGCUCCCUGAUGGAAAGGAGCACCGUACAGCAAGUCACCAGGGUGGUCCAUUCAAACUGCAGAUUGGUUUGUCACCCUUGUACAGAAGUCUCCUCCUCCACGGCUGCUACAGGGAAGUGCAUCACAUAUCAGCGUGCUGGAGCGAAAUGAAGGGCUUUAUUCUGAGGCCUCCGCAGUGGUGCUGCUGCAGACCAUGAGCAAGGGAGAAAGCGUGGACCUCAGCGCGCACGGAUGGUCUUGAAACACAAGUGGUUUGGGGUCUAGGCAUUUUACAGCGAGUUUUCUACUGCCACCCUUUCUGCUCAAGCAACAUUCGUGUAAAAAGAUCUACUGGGAAGGAACUGACUGCUUAUGUGUCUCCAUUGUGAUGAAAGCACAUGGUACAGUUUUCCAAAGAAAUUAGUCCAUUUCCUGGGUGCAGAGAAACCAACCUGCUGUUUUCAUAUGGUUUUUCUCCCUUCUCUGUGACGGAAGAAAGAGCACGCCUGAGCCCAGGAGCACUCCAGCUCUCGCGGGAAGUCUCCAUGGUGAAGGAAGGCUGGGGCUCCCGGUGAACCGCGCACGGUGAAUGUUUUUUAUGAAAAAUAAAUACAACUAGUGUGAAUUACAUUGAAGUUGGAAGAUUAAAAUCCUUCUCUAGAUUUGAUGGUUUCUUUAUUGGAAGAAAUUUGGUAAAGCAGAUGGUAGCCCAGAGGUCGGUAGAGAUUGAAAUAUGAAUGACUUAGGAGACGAUGGAGACACCUCGCGCCUGGUCCGGGAGCAGGGGCUUCCGGCUGAGAACAGACACCCAGAUUCUCAUCGCGCGCCGACCGCUCCGGAGCCAUCGCAAGCACCUUUCCGUCUCUGCGCCUUCGCCUCUGUGCCUUCAAAAUGAAGAGUUUUCACUCCCUCAAACAGCAUCAUUUAAAUGUACAGGGUGGGGAAGAGUCGAGAGCUGCUGCUGGUGGAUUGCACCCACGGGGAGAUGAUUCCUCAUGAAGAGCCUGGAUCCCCUACAGAAAUCAAAUGUGACUUUCCAUUUAUCAGACUAAAAUCAGAGCCAGCCAGACAGUGAAAUAGUCAUCGUGGAGGGGGGACGGCGAAAAAUGAAAUCCAACCAAGAGCGGAGCAACGAAUGCCUGCCUCCCAAGAAGCGCGAGAUCCCCGCCACCAGCCGGCCUUCGGAGGAGAAGGCCACGGUCCUGCCCAGCGACAACCACCGGGCGGAGGGCGUGGCAUGGCUCUCGGGCAACCCUGGUGGCCGAGGUCACGGGGGUGGGAGGCAUGGCCCAGGGACUUCGGUGGAGCUUGGUUUACAACAGGGAAUAGGUUUACACAAAGCGCUAUCCACGGGGCUGGACUACUCCCCACCCAGCGCACCCAGGUCUGUCCCAGCGACCACCACCCUGCCCACAGUGUACCCUCCCCCGCAGUCAGGGACUCCGGUGUCGCCCGUGCAGUAUGCCCACCUGCCGCACACUUUCCAGUUCAUUGGGUCUUCCCAAUACAGCGGGCCGUACACAGGGUUUAUCCCUUCACAGCUGAUCUCCCCAACGGCCAGCCCCGUCACCAGUGCAGUGGCCUCUGCUGUGGGGGCCACCACUCCAUCCCAGCGCUCCCAGCUGGAGGCCUAUUCCACCCUGCUGGCCAGCAUGGGCAGUCUGACCCAAGCCUCAGGACACAAGGCUGAGCAGCAGCAGCAGCACUUAGGCAGGACUCCGGGGCUCAUCGCACCAGGGUCCCCACCACCCACCCAACAGAACCAGUACGUCCACAUUGCCAGCUCUCCGCAGAACGCCGGGCGCACGGCCUCUCCCCCGGCCAUCCCCGUGCACCUCCACCCCCACCAGACGAUGAUCCCACACACGAUCACCCUGGGGCCCUCCCCCCAGGUCGUAGUGCAAUACACCGACUCUGGCAGCCACUAUGUUCCUCGGGAGGCCACCAAGAAAGCGGAGAGCAGCCGGCUGCAGCAGGCCAUGCAGGCCAAGGAGAUCCUGAACGGGGAGAUGGAGAAGGGCCGGAGGUAUGGGGUUCCCACCUCCGCCGACCUGGGCUUGGUGAAGGCCGGCAGCAAGUCAGCUCCUCACCCCUACGAGUCCAGGCACGUGGUCGUCCACCCCAGCCCCUCCGACUAUGGCAGCCGGGACUCCUCGGGGGUCCGGGCCUCUGUGAUGGUCCUGCCCAACAGCAACACGCCCGUGUCCGACCUGGAAGUGCAGCAGGUCACGCACCGCGAGGCCUCCCCCUCCACCCUCAACGACAAAAGCGGCCUGCACUUAGGGAAGCCCGGACACCGAUCCUACGCACUCUCACCCCAACAAGCUCUGGGCCCCGAAGGCGUGAAGGCCGCCGCCGUCACCACGCUGUCACCCCACACGGUCAUUCAGACCACACAUAGCACUUCGGAGCCACUCCCAGUUGGACUGCCAGCCACAGCCUUCUACGCAGGGACCCAGGCGCCUGUCAUCGGCUACCUGAGCAGCCAGCAGCAGGCCAUCACCUACGCCGGCAGCCUGCCCCAGCACCUGGUCAUCCCCGGCUCCCAGCCCCUGCUCAUCCCGGUCGGCAGCGCGGACAUGGACGGGUCGGGAGCAGCCUCUGCAAUGGUCACGUCCUCACCGCAGUUUGCAGCAGUGCCUCAUACGCUCGUCUCCACCGCCCUUCCCAAGAGUGAGAGCUUCAGCCCAGAGGCCCUGGUCACCCAGGCCGCCUACCCGGCCAUGGUGCAGGCCCAGAUCCACCUGCCCGUGGUGCAGUCCGUGGCGUCCCCGGCAGCCGCUCCCCCGACGCUGCCCCCCUACUUCAUGAAAGGCUCCAUCAUCCAGUUGGCCAAUGGGGAGCUAAAGAAGGUGGAGGACCUGAAGACGGAGGACUUCAUCCAGAGCGCAGAGAUCAGCAACGACCUGAAGAUCGACUCCAGCACUGUGGAGAGGAUCGAGGACAGCCACAGCCCCGGCGUCGCUGUGAUCCAGUUCGCCGUCGGGGAGCACCGGGCACAGGUCAGCGUAGAAGUUUUGGUCGAGUAUCCUUUUUUUGUGUUUGGACAGGGCUGGUCAUCCUGCUGUCCAGAGAGAACCAGCCAGCUCUUUGAUUUGCCGUGCUCCAAGCUCUCCGUUGGGGAUGUCUGCAUCUCGCUGACCCUCAAGAACCUGAAGAACGGCUCUGUUAAGAAGGGCCAGUCGGUGGAUCCCGCCAGCGUCCUGCUGAAGCACUCAAAGACCGACACCCUGGCGGGCAGCAGGCACAGGUACGCGGAGCAGGAGAACGGAGUCGGUCAGGGCGGUGCCCAGAUGCUCUCUGAGAAUGGCGAACUGAAGUUUCCAGAGAAAAUGGGAUUGCCUGCGGCGCCCUUGCUCUGCAAAACAGAACCCAGCAAGCCGGCGACCAGGAAGAGGAGGUGGUCGGCGCCCGAGACCCGCAAACUGGAGAAGUCGGAAGACGAGCCGCCUUUGACUCUUCCUAAGCCUUCUCUAAUUCCUCAGGAGGUUAAGAUUUACAUUGAAGGCCGGUCUAAUGUAGGCAAGUAGAAGCACGCGGGGAAGGAAACUCGGCUCCCUUAUCAUUUGUAUCCAGAUUACUGUACUGUAGGCUAAAUAACACAGUAUUUACAUGUUAUCCUCUUCCUUUAGGUUUCUGUUCUAACCUUGUCAUUAGAUUACAGCUGGUGUUGCGCAGGAGACUCUUGCAUAUGCUUUUCCCACGCGUGUCUGUGAGUGGGCGAGCGGGGGCCGGAGCGGGCCGGCGAGGCCCCGGGCACCCCGUGGGAAUGAAUGUGGCUGCAGAGCGCCCACCUUUUCUAGCUGCGCGGAAGCAUCCGCGGGGCGCCGACUUCUGCCGGCUUCACAAGGAAGGGAGUUGCGGGGGUGCGUGCGUGCGGGGUGCCACAGCAGGUGAGGGUCUUUUUCUCUCCGCCUCCCCCUGUCUCACUCUCUGUUGCUCUCAGCACGGGAUUGGAGGUCCAGAGAACUGUCCUCAGGAGGUCUCACGUGCAAAAUAAAUAUCAGGAAUCCAGCUUCAGGGCAUCUUAGAAAGGCUUCGACAGCAGAUGGAAAGCUAAUCGUGUAAAGGAACAUUUUUUCCCCCCCUCCAACAUAUUUUACAAUAAAAGCAACUUUUAAUCCUAUAGAUAUAUAUAUAUUUCCCCCUAUGGGGCCUGACUGCACUGAUUUUUUUUUUUAAAGAGCAACUGCCACACGUGGGAUUUUGUUUCUGCUUCACUAGUGCAGUGACAUCUCCAGGGUGUCUGGUGGGCAGGGCAGCCCCGCUGCGUGGCUCCACGUGGGGGCGGGUGGGCCGCGGGGCUGGAGAGUGAACACCCACUCUGGUUUCUGUGCAGUUUUAGGAAAACCAAUCAGGUGAUUGCAUUGACUUCGCUCCCAAGAGGUAGACUGAACUGCCCUUCCGAGAGCAGAUGAAGCUGUUCACAUUGGGUUUGCAAAUCUUUUGUCUUUUAACUAUAGUACUGUUUAUAGUUCAUGACUAUGGACAACUCGGGUGCCACUUUUUUCAGAUUCCAGUGUGACGUGAGGAAUUAGAUUUUGAAGAUGAGCAUAUAUGUUACUCUCUCUAAGCACUUAAAAUGCUGUUCACACUUUAUUACCAAGCAUCUUGGUCUAUCAUUCAACAAGUACUGUAUCUCACUUUAAAGUGUUUGGGAAGAAAAAAAAAAAUCUAAGUUGCUUUCUUUUUUCAACACUGUAACUACAUUUCAGCUCUGCAGAGUGUCUCACGUCAAGAUAUUCCGUUUCAAUGUGGUUUAAAAGGAUGAAUGUGAAUUAUGAACUAGUAUGUGACAAUGAAUGACCACCCAAUUCAGCCUGGCAGGAAGGCACUUUUCACUUUGAUGUCUGAGAAAGAAUUAAAGGCAUAUGCAGAGAAACUGAGAGGAAGGGAUGGAAAAAAAGAAUACUCAUGUUUGUCCAGUGUUUUUCUUUUUAAGAUGAACUUUUAAAAACCUUGCGAUUUGCACAUCUUGAGUUUAUAAUUUGUGUGAUAUUCCUGCAGUUUUUAUCCAAUAACAUUGUGGGAAAGGUUUGGGGGACUGAACGAGCAUAAAUAAAUGUAGCAAAAUUUCUUUCUAACCUGCCUAAACUCUAGGCUGUUUUAUAAGGUUAUGUUCCUUCAGAUUUUAUUUUGGUCUUUCCAGCACUUCUGUCACAAAAACCAGGUCUUGGCAGGACAACUCUGAGAAUUUCUUCAGAUUCAUUGAGAACGUUUUCCAUAAAGACAUUUAUAUAUCCACUCGUGUGGACUCAGAAAAACACACACCACCUUUUGGCUUACUUCGAGGAUUGAACUAACUGGAUCCACAACACCAACACUAAAAUGGGAAAACGUACAUGGUCUGGAGCAAUAGGAAACAGGAUCGUCGUUUUUGUGCUUCUAUUUCAGGUAUAGGAAUUAUAAGAGGAUUGGUUCUUUCUCCACAUUGUCCCAUUUCAUUCUGCCGCUUCGUUAGCAUGUGCAAUACUGUCCGUGCCAAUAGAGUCUGACCGGUGUGCUCUAGUUCAAGCUCCACCCUUCAGGCUUUUUCCUUGUUCGAAGGGAAGGAGCCGGAAGGGGAGAGCCCCCAGCUGCGAGCUCCCCCUGCUGCUGUGGAUGCUGAGUGCUGGGCAGGAGCCUUCAGGAGCCCAGGUGUCUGUCGCCAUGUUGCAGAAGGAGCAAAGGAGAUCUAGGGGCCGAGCUUCAGUUCCGCUGUCACCACGAGGACUAGUGAAUGUGGAGUGUGGAGAGGAAGGAGGCAGAGUCAUUUCUAAGGUGGACUCUGGAGCAAUACAGCCAGCAUCAACCCAUUUUCCACGCCCUUUUCCAGUGGGCAGGCCCCUCCUCAGGUCUGUGUCCUUGAGACUUUGAGCUGUGCCUCUGAGCCCGCAGGAAGUGUGGCCUGAUGCCUGCGUGCUCUCUGAGCGUGCCGGCCCGUGGCUGUGGGGGCCACCCGUCGGCACUGCUCACCACUCUGUGGCAGCUUUCUCUUCAAAUAGGAAGAACAUCCAGGGGACAGGGAACCUCCUCUUUUUUGCAGACAUGGGGAGCCUGAGGCUCCCAGGGCAGCUUUGUCACCACUCCCGUGUAGCAAACCUAGCAAUGACAGGCGUAGAAAUUCUCCGGUGCCCUGCAGCUCACGAGGGUCAGCCAUGUGCCUCUGUACUAUGGUCCACUUUGCAAUAUCUACUGACAGCUGUCUUUAGUUCUUUCUUUCCUGUUUUCCAUUUUUAAACUAAUAACAGCAGGCCUUUUGCGUUUACAAUGGAACACAAUCACCAAGAAAUCAGUCAGGGUGAAAAGAAAAAAUAUAAUAAGAAACCAACAAACAAGAACCUCUCUUUAUAGGGAUUUCUAAAUAUAAAAAAAAAAAUGACUGUUCCUUAGAAUGUUUAAGAAUUACUUCGGUUUGUCUGGGCCACGUUGGGGUGGAGAUAAAGAGAUGGGUGCCACUUACCUCGAACCUUUUGAAGUGGAAAUCCAAAUUGUGUUUUCAUUUGGAUUUUCAGGAUCACUUUUCUAUGUCAGUCAAUCUUUUGUUUCCCCCAACUCGCCCAGUUCGGUUUGGAACGAUGGGAAUGUUUUUCAUUGCUGUUGUCGAUCCCAUUUCUAACUCUGAACCGUGACCCUAUGUGUUUUUUGUUAGGUGAGUGUGUUGGGUUUUCCCCAGCAGGAAGUGGCGCAUCUUCCUUCCCUCCAAGGAACUCUGCGGAACCUUUCACACCUCUUACUCAGGGACGGCUGGCGUGUGUGUGGUACACUGAUGUGCCCAGAAGCAGCACUUUGACUGCUCUGGAGUAGGGUUGUACAACUUCAAGGAAUGUUUGGAUUUCCUGCACCUUGUGGAUUACUCCUUAGAUCCUGCAUAGAUUGCAAUAUAACGCUGCGUGUUCACGAUGAACAGUGGCUCCUAGUAAUCAUAAAAUCCACUCUUUGCACAUAGUUUGAUCUUUACUGAAAUAUGUUGCCAAAAUUUAUUUUUGUUGUAGCUUUGGAAUUUUGUUUGUUUGUUUGUUUGUUUUUUAAGGAAACAAUUGACAAUACCCUUUAACAUCUGUGACUACUAAGGAAACCGAUUUCUUUCAUCGAGAGAAAAAUCUCAACUGCUUUUGAAGACACUAAUGCCACGCUAUUUCAGAGCUGGGAGAAGCCGCGAGCUCUUGGGGCAGAAGGCCAGGCUUUUUGAGCUGCGUUGGUUGUCAUGGCUACUGUUUCAUGAACCGCAAACAGCUCAACAAACUGUGGUCUGUUCUCUCCUAAAACCCUUUGCACUUCCGUUUCCUAGUCACCGUGAUGGUUCCUGGUGGAGACGGGCCGGCCAUCUCCGUGGCCAGUCCAGCUCCUUGGGUGUGAUAUGAAAGAAAAGGGAAUCAUGCUUUUUGAAUUCUUUAAAGGGGAGUGGAGGCCUUUGCUUCCUCUUUGUGUUUUCGACCCAGAAUUUCUGAAAUAGACAAUUUAAGACAACAUCAAGUAAUAAAUAUACAGAGAAUAUACUUUUUCUAAAGCACAUGCAUAUGCUAUUGUGUUCGGUUGGUUUCCUCUCUUUUCCACAGACAGUGUUGUGUUUCUGUUGAUAGGGAAACUCCAAACGAUUUGCACACCUCUACUCUGGAGCUGAGACUUCUUCUCCAUAGAUGACCUCGCUUCAAAUGUUACCUUACUGAUAGGAUCUUUUCUUGUAGCACUAGACCUUGUGGGGAUUUUCUUUUUUCUUUCUUUUUCUUUUCGAUGUACACCUAAUUUGAGACGCUGAAGAAAAACAAUUUUUUGAGGCACUCACUUUGUGGAGUACAGGUAAUGUUUUAAAAAAAAAAUUGCACAAAAGAAAAAUGAAUGUCGAAAUGAUUCAUUCAGUGU
Molecule: messenger RNA, 8233 nt
Organism: Molossus molossus (Pallas's mastiff bat)
Lineage: Eukaryota; Metazoa; Chordata; Mammalia; Chiroptera; Molossidae
Gene: ATXN1
Product: ataxin 1
Exons: 13
Coding region: 1498-3921 (807 amino acids)
Biological process (GO): nervous system development; negative regulation of transcription by RNA polymerase II
Cellular component (GO): nucleus
Molecular function (GO): RNA binding; protein binding
Source: RefSeq, a predicted model, not a curated record